Messenger RNA from Pogoniulus pusillus (Red-fronted tinkerbird), 2108 nucleotides. It is a transcript of the gene POLB, whose product is annotated as DNA polymerase beta. The record is from RefSeq and is a predicted model, not a curated record. Gene Ontology annotation, molecular function: DNA-directed DNA polymerase activity; DNA binding. The transcript has 14 exons. NCBI's taxonomy places the organism in Eukaryota, Metazoa, Chordata, Aves, Piciformes, Lybiidae. Gene Ontology annotation, biological process: double-strand break repair via nonhomologous end joining; base-excision repair. The coding region runs from base 89 to 1096 and encodes 335 amino acids.
CAGCCCGUGCCCGGUGCCGCGGCCUGGCCGUUCCGGCAGCUGCUCCAGCCCGUGCCCGCUGCCGCGGUUCCGUGUGCCGUUGCCAACCAUGAGCAAGCGGAAGGCUCCCCAGGAGGGCCCCAACGAGGGCAUCACCGAUUUCCUCACGGAGCUGGCCAAUUACGAGCGCAACGUGAACCGAGCCGUUCACAAGUACAACGCCUACAGGAAGGCAGCCUCGGUGAUCGCCCGGUACCCCAGCAAGAUCCAGAGCGGCGCCGAAGCCAAGAAGCUGGAUGGAGUAGGAGCUAAGAUAGCUGAGAAGAUAGAUGAGUUCUUGUCCACUGGGAAGCUGCGCAAGCUGGAAAAGAUCAGACAGGAUGACACCAGUGCAUCCAUCAACCUCCUGACGCGGGUCACUGGCAUUGGUCCUGCUGCUGCUAGGAAGUUUGUUGAGGAAGGAAUUAAGACUAUAGAAGAUCUAAGGAAAAUUGAGCACAAGCUGACACACCACCAGCAGAUUGGGCUGAAAUAUUUUGAGGAUUUUGAAAAGAGAAUCCCAAGGGAAGAAAUGCUGCAGAUGCAGGAAAUUGUGCUGGAAGAGGUAAAGAAGCUGGACCCAGACUAUAUUGCUACAGUCUGUGGCAGUUUUAGACGAGGGGCAGAGUCCAGUGGUGAUAUGGAUGUUCUGCUAACCCACCCGAGUUUCACAUCUGAGUCAACCAAACAGCCAAAGCUCCUGCGUCAAGUUGUGGAACGACUGGAAAAAAUCCACUUUGUCACAGAUGUGCUGUCUAAAGGUGACACUAAAUUCAUGGGGGUCUGUCAGCUGCCCACUAAAGAAGAUGGAACAGCCUUUCCACACAGGAGGAUUGACAUCAGGCUUAUCCCCAAAGAUCAGUAUUACUGUGGGGUGCUGUACUUCACAGGCAGUGACAUCUUCAACAAGAACAUGAGGGCUCAUGCCCUGGAAAUGGGCUUCACCAUCAACGAGUACACGAUCCGAGCCCUGGGGGUCACUGGAGUUGCUGGGGAGCCUCUACCAGUGGAAUCUGAGAAAGAUAUCUUUGACUACAUCCAGUGGAAGUACCGAGAGCCGAAGGACCGCAGCGAAUGACUCCGUGUCUGGCUCUGGAGCUUCAGGAGGUGCUCCUGUGCUUUCUUGUGAACAUGCAAAGUGCAUGGAGAUGGUGUUGGAAAUUGGUACAUUGCUGAUGUGUGAAGAAGUCCACAGCACUAAACUGAAGGUUUCAUCCUUUGAGAUCUCACUUUGAUCUCUCCCUCCUUCCGUCCCUCCCUCUUGCACCUCCUCACCCUUAAAGCUGUCAAAGCCACAGCAAACCCCUCCUGUGCUUAACUGAGCAGGCUGCCAUCCUAAAAAAUGCUGUGGGCAAGGUGAUGUGGCAGUCAGAGCCCUUGGAGAAUGCCUGUUGCCUUUUGCUUUGGGAUUUAGAAGGUAAGUCCUGAGUUUCUGGUUAAGCCCUGAGGAGCAGAAACUUCUAAGGCAAAGGCAGAAUGUUUCUCCUUCCUCAGUGCAAGCAGCCAAAGACAGUGGCUGCCAGUCCAAGCUGCUGCUGCCUCUCUGGAGUUGCUGCCAAGUCUUCCAAACCAAGCUGGGUGCUCUAUUUAUUGAACAUGUGUCAGUGUGAGACAGAAUUGCAAGCCUGGAAGCAGCAGGACUUCAAUCCUGGGUCAGUUUGACCAGUGCUGAUUAUUAAAGACUUGUUUGGUAAUGCCAUUGUGUGGGCAGAGAGGAGUUCAGCAUCUGCACUGCCAGACAGCUGAACCUGAAUCACAGAGCUGGGUCCCACUUGGUUCAGCUUUUCAUCUGACUGAAGCCUGCACAGCAGCUGCACUUCACUUGUUCCUGUGUAAUUAGCGUCAUCAGUGUCAGUAAUGGAGAUUAGAGACUGGGACUCUUGCUUGGCCCUUUGUUUUCUUCUGGUUUUCCUUCUGGGAGUUGAAUUAUUUGCUGGGAAUGUUCUCCAGCCUGACCACAAGCAGUGGUAAGGUGACUGGAAGUGAACUUGGUGCUGUGCGUUCUGAUGCAGGUGCAUGCGGUGGAUGGAUGCAGUUUCCUUCAGUCAUCCCUGGGAAUAAAGGAUUCUGUCGUCCUGCUGGGUUCUGUA